This is a messenger RNA of Protopolystoma xenopodis, 267 nucleotides long. The record is from the annotation of a GenBank genome assembly. NCBI's taxonomy places the organism in Eukaryota, Metazoa, Platyhelminthes, Monogenea, Polystomatidea, Polystomatidae.
AUGACGGCAUAUGUGAUUUUGCCGGCACCCCUUGCAAUCAACUUAACCUGCCGGCUUGUUUGUCUGAUACGAGUUUCUCUGCUCGCCGUUUACAGUUCAAAGUCUACAAAACGCCUUGUUGAAACUGUACAAAAUAAUCGCGUUUGGUCCAUUUUCGGCUCACUACAGCCGGUUGCAGAGGCAGGUACUGAAAGUCCACAUGCCAGUUCGCCUCAGAUGACGGCGAAUCUGAGAGAUAAGACAGUCGCCAAAUUUGCGGUGCCUUAA